AUGGCCCCCUCCACCUCCGCCGCCCGCCCCAAACGCGCCGGCGACGAUAUCGCCCGCCUCCACGACCAAACCUUAAAGAAACCCCGCUUCGACGCCCGCAACCCCUCCACCCUCGCCCCCGACGAGCCCGAAGACGACCUCAUCCUCGACGCCGACGUGAUCGGUAAGAGCGGACCGCAGAUCAAACGGAACGCUGUGAACAUCGAUGGGUAUGAGAGUGAUUCGGAUAAUGAUAACUUCAACGAGCGGGCGGAGUUGAGGGAGCGGGAGAAGAAGGCCACUGGGGGUCGGGGGAGUAAGGAGGAGGAGGAGGAUGAUAUGUUUGCGGAUUUGGAGGAGAGGGAUGGGGAUGAGGAUGAGGAGAAGUCGGCGGAGGGGAAGAAGAGUAAGAAGGGGGUGAGGUUUUUGGAGCGCGGGGAGGUGGAGGGAGAGGUGCUGAAUAGUACGUCUGGCGGGCAUGUGUCGGCGGAGCUACUGAAGAGUGGCAGGGGGAAGCAGCGGCAGGUAGAUGACGAUGAGGAGGAGAGCUCGGGGGAAGAGGAGGAUCGGGAUCAGUUGCCGGAGGAGAUGGAGGGGGAGUUGGCGGCGGAGAUUGGGGCGGGGGGGAAGAAGAAGCAUGCGCCGAGGCUGGAUGCGUUUAAUUUGAAGGAAGAAGAGGAGGAGGGGCGGUACGAUGAGAGCGGGAAUUAUGUGCGAAAGGCGGCGGACCCAGACGCGGCGAACGAUAGUUGGUUGGACGGGUUGACGAGGAAGGAUAUGAAGAAGGCGAAGGAGGCGCAGGAGAAGCGGGAUGAGGAGUUGAGGAGGCAAGCGGCGGAGAGCGAUGCGCUGUUGACGAGUGAUUUGCUUUCGACGCUGAUAGCGCAUCUGGAAACGGGGGAGACCGCGUUGGAGGCGCUGCGGCGGUUGAACAAGAGCAAGCCCGCGAGUAAAGAGACGAAGGUGCCGAAGUGGAAGCAGAAGAAGUUGCGGAAGGACGAUAAUAUGGACGUCGACUCCAACGGCAACAACAAUGCUUCCACCGACCCCGCCGAAACCGCCCGCCGCGCCGCAGUCGAUGCCAUCACCGGCGCCGCAGAUGCCAUCUACGGCCGCGCCCAACUCGAAAUCUACGAUACCGAGCGGGAGGUCCUGAUGCGGCAGUAUCGACGAGAGACUGGUGAAGACUGGGUGUCUAAGGCUCAACCGGCCGAAGCAGAGGAUGGUGAUAGGCAGACGUGGGAGUUUCGAUGGAGCGAGGGUGGGGAUUUGCACGGCCCGUACGACGCAGCGACGAUGAGCGCAUGGAGGGAAGCUGGGUAUUUUGGGGAAGGGGUGGAGUUUCGCAGAGGAGGUGGGGAGUGGAGUCGACUGCUCGAGCUGUGA
Molecule: messenger RNA, 1365 nt
Organism: Saxophila tyrrhenica
Lineage: Eukaryota; Fungi; Ascomycota; Dothideomycetes; Mycosphaerellales; Extremaceae
Exons: 1
Coding region: 1-1365 (454 amino acids)
Cellular component (GO): U5 snRNP
Molecular function (GO): protein binding
Source: RefSeq, a predicted model, not a curated record